Molecule: messenger RNA, 4148 nt
Organism: Ornithodoros turicata
Lineage: Eukaryota; Metazoa; Arthropoda; Arachnida; Ixodida; Argasidae
Product: neurofilament heavy polypeptide-like
Exons: 6
Coding region: 197-2809 (870 amino acids)
Source: RefSeq, a predicted model, not a curated record
UAGGAAGUCUUCUGGGUCUGCGAAGAAGUCAGCCACUCCCACAGCCAGGAAAAGUGUCGUGAGCAGGAGGACACCUGGGUCUUCUGGGUCGGGAAAGAAGUCGGGGUCAACGCCGAGAGCCCAGCCCUCGGUAAGAAAGGCUACGCCUGCGACGCCGGAAGGACACCACAAGAGGAAGGCCACCGAAAGGCCACUGAUGGCUGCCGGAAAGGGCAUCAGUCCCCUCCGAAAUUUCUACGGAAGGACCCCCGCCUCUGGGCGGAAGACGGGGCGGCACAGUGGCUCCGCAGUUCAUGCGAGAGUUGCGGCUCUCCGAGGAGGAGCAGGCGCAAGCCCCAAGGGGGGGACACCGGCUCGGCGCAGUUUAACGCAGCACGCCGCCUCCUCGGACCCCAACAAGUCCGCGGCGCUAAUGUGCAUCCACGCUCCGCGACGUUGGGCGGAUGUGGUGAAGCAAGGAGUGCCAAGGACGUCUUCCACCUGCGUGCAGAAGCGCGUGGCAGCGACGGCGCACAGGCGCAGGAAGUUUAAGAAUAUCGUGGCUGCUUCCACGGGCCUGUGCACUCCACGAGUACAGACUGCAUCAACUGGGCACGCAAACUCUCCAGCAACGAUCGUCGUGGGUCGCUCCCGCGUCCGCAAGAGUACACCCUCCCCGAACCUAUCUCAGUUUGCGACGCCCAGCAUUCCCACCGACGUAUUCGUGUCCCCGUUGUCAGUGACACAGGAGGGCGGUGAGGAGCCCGUGGCCGGCGGAAGCUCCGCUCGAAAGUCGUCGUUGAGCACCCGGACGAAGCCUGCGAAGCGGUCCCCCUCGCAUAAGGCGGACUACCGCGACGUCCGCGGCGUGAAGCGCAUGUUUGCGAAAACGAGCCCCGCGUCCGACUUCACCGAUGUCGGCGGGGUGAAGAGGAUCUUCGGAAAGCGGAGCCCCGCGGCGGACUACACGGACGUUACGGGGGUGAAGAGGAUAUUUGCGAGGGCCUCCUCCUCCGCCGGCGGCGAUUACGCGGCUGUGUCCCCAGUGGCCCGGUUGUUCCAGACUCCCGUUGAGGGUGCACCGGCUCCGCGGGAGGGACAGUCCUCUGCGAAAGGUGGCGAACAUCGAGGCAGCCUUUCUCCGGUUCCGAGAGGGACGCGGAGGUCCCAGGGGCUUGCGAAGCGCCAGUCUUCCGCAAGUUCUGCGGGAAAGGAAGAAUUGCCGCCAUCGAAGAGACUCAGGACACAAUCCCCGCGUGGGGGCGGGGCAAACGUUUCUUCCCCCCAGAAGGAGGAAAAGCCGCCCUCGUCUCCGCAGCGCCUCCCAGUAAAAGAAACGAGACGUUCCUCUCGGAAGAGUGGGUCGCUGGGCGGAAGACGGUCGCCGGGAAAAUCUCCGCAGAAAGAGGUUGUACCUCCUCGAUCGCCUUCGAAAAACUCGACUCUGACGCGCUCCCCACUGGGGAGCAAGACACCCCAGGAAGAAAGGCAACCUGCUGGGGCCCAGCUGCGUACGAGGACCUCUUCUCCAACGAGAUUGCCGCAGCGAGGGACCACGCGUGUUUCUCCUGCACGGUCCCCACGAAAGCCGGCGUCACCCGAACGCCGGCCACCGGCCAAAACUCCAUCCCCUACGAGAUCGCCGCGGAGAGCGACAGCUUCUCGUCCGUCGCCUGUCAAGACCGGAUCGCCCUCGCCAUCCUCCAAGUCCCCUGGACCAAAGUCGUCAGUUGCAGCAGGGCGUGAAGGCAAGGAAGCUGCCUCCCCCAAAGGGGUACAAGCAGGGAAAGCAGGUGCUUCUGUCCAGGUUCAGGCGCAGGUCCUACUUGCAGAAGCUGUUGCUCCUGCCAAACCUGCCAAACGAAGCACGCCGGCGAGUACGCGUGGGAGAGCGGCCGUGACCACUAGGACGUCCGCACAGGAUAAAUCUGCGACCCCUUCGGAAACGCCCGUCAGGAGAUCGGGAAGAGGGGAAGAGAAGACGCCCGUCAAGCGAUCUGCGCGAGGAAAAGCCGGAACCCCCGCAGAAGCUACGGGAUCGUCGGUCAAGAAAUCCGCUGGGCGCUCGACAGGAAGAACGCCUGCAGAGGCUGCAGCUACGCCUGGUAGAAGGGCCACGAGACGCGCUAAGGCCAAAGAAGCAGCAGAAGCCCCGACCACACCUGUGAAGAGAGGAGCACGGGGAAAAAAGCCGGCGAAAGAAGCACCAUCCUCUCCCAGGGAUGCAGUUGUAGAUGCUCCUGCUCCCGCGAAAGAGGCACCAUCCUCCCCCAGGAAGGUUCUUGCAGAUUCUCCCGCUCCCGUGAAAAGCACCAGGGGUGCGAGAAGAAAAGCGUCUGCGGAGCAGGAAACGGGGUCGGCCGUCCCUGCCAAGUCUCCUCCUCGCAGGAGGGCCGUUAGGGGAGCCGCCAAAGCGGUGGCGUCGAGCGCCUCUUCCACGCCGAAGAAGAGGACUCGUGGAUUGGCUCCCACAAGCAGCCAGUCUCCUGUCAGUCCGGUGAAUCCAGCGCAAGACGAGGAAGAAAAACCUGCCGCAAAGCUCGCGACAAAGUCGCCCUUGAGGGGAGGCAAAAGGCAGGUGACACGACGGGGAGGCAAGCAAGCGGAGCAUCCAAGUUCGCCUCCAAAAGCACCAGCGGAAGAAGCUGACUUGCCGGCCACCCGCCAAGCAUCAAGGCGUCGGGCUGCAUCCAAGAAGCAUCCAAGUUCGCCUCCAAAAGCAACAGCGGAAGAGGCUGACUUGUCCGCUACCCCCCCGAGCAGCAAGGCGUCAGGCUGCAUCCAAGGCGCAUCCAAGUUCGCCUCCAAAAGCAACAGCGGAAAAGGCUGACUUGCCCGCUACCCCCCGAGCAUCAAGGCGUCAGGCUGCAUCCAAGGCGCAUCCAAGUUCGCCUCCAAAAGCAACAGCGGAAAAGGCUGACUUGCCCGCUACCCCCCCGAGCAUCAAGGCGUCAGGCUGCAUCCAAGGAGCAUCCAAGUUCGCCUCCAAAAGCAACAGCGGAAGAGGCUGACUUGCCGGCCACCACCCGAGCAUCAAGGCGUCAGGCUGCCAAGAAGCCCUUAACGGGAAAGGAAGGGGCAGUUCGAAGGGGUCGCCGUGGAGCCAUUGUGGAGGCAUUGGCAGAUGUACAACAGAUCCACGAGCUUCAGGCCAAACUCUCUCCAAUUAAAGAAGCUCGUGAAGAAGGCCCGACUCCAGCAAAGUUGCGAAGAACGGCUGCAACUAGAGGCGCAUCUACCGGAGCACAAAGACGGGUAACACGAUCCGCCAGCAAGCAAGUCUAAGGGAAAGACAUAAAGAGGAGAUAAGAUUUUAUCUCCAUUUUAUAUAUGGCAUAUUUUUAUUUUAUUGCAUUGCCCACGAGCAUUACCUGUUCUCUUCUUGUUUUGUUUUUUUGUGUUUUUUUUUUUUCGGUCUAGGACUAGCAGGAACAUAUUUCCUUCGUGUGCUGUGGAAGUGCUCUUUCCAUGUCCCCCCCCCCCCUCUUUUUUGCCAGUUUAGAUGUACGUUACAGGGUCCAAACACCAGCAAAGUGCCGAUUGAGUCUAGCUACUUUUUUUUUUAGGUUUUCUUUUUUCUUCCUCUGUGCAUUAAGAAGAAAUUACGGUAUAUGUAUGAAGUGUUCCACCAAAACCUACGCAGGAAAAUCAAAGUUCUUUUCAGAAGAGUGUGCUGCCAGCUUGUGAUCACACAACGAGCAAGGCACUAUCCAACGUGAACCACGUUUUUGUUCUUUUUAGGUGGGCGAACACAAGGGCUCGGGGCAUUUCAUAUAGUACGUUGUGCAUAAAACUAUACAUCGACUACAUUUGUUUUAGAUUUUGAAUGUACGUGUUUCUAAGCUAUAUCAUUCAUCUUGCCAAAGGCCGCAGGACUCUUAUGUAUGUAUCCAUGCUAGCAAAAUCCCUGAGACGAGGGACAAAAAGGAUGUGUGUGGGUCUUGCCACCCGUGUGUCUUGAGGGGUAUUGCCAUUAAUAGGUUUUUAUCAUCCACUUGCUUGCUACCUCACCAUCUUUUCACUGAUGCAUGUAUAAUUGGACAGAGCUCUUGCUUGAGCGGUAUGUUGUGUACCGUUCACCAGUGAUGGUGGAUAACGCUGUUGACAUUGCGGUGAAGUUCUGUACCAGGUGCGGUUUCAUGAUGUAUUAAACAUUUUGGAAAUGACAA